Jaminaea rosea is the source of this 573-nucleotide messenger RNA. RefSeq lists its product as hypothetical. NCBI's taxonomy places the organism in Eukaryota, Fungi, Basidiomycota, Exobasidiomycetes, Microstromatales. The record is from RefSeq and is a predicted model, not a curated record. The transcript has 2 exons. Bases 1 to 573 code for a protein of 190 amino acids.
AUGCUCGAUACCAUCCUCUCGUACGUCUACAAACUCCUUAAUUGCUUCCGUAGCCCUUUGCGUCAGAUCCCCACCGAGACUACAGCAUCGCCGCAGAUGCAGCCCGAGCGCAGGGGUGAGCAGCAGCCGGGGGGUAACCAAGGAGAUGGCGCUAGUAUCGAUGACGCCCCACACCUGCGUAGCGUCCCCGGCGACCUGCUGCUGGACGGCGGCGACCACCGUAGCUCGGGUGACACUCGCCUCGACGAUGACGCACCACCGGCGGGCACAACGCAGCUAGCCGCAGUCAGACCCGACGCAGCUACGGCGUUGAAAGUGACGCCGCCCUCAGACGGCGCAGCCCUCGCAGCUCAUCCGCAGCAGCGUCAGCUCGACGCCAACCAUGAAGCAGGCACAGCGCACAGCCAUGGCCUCGAAGCGCCGCCUCCCUCAGCGGCCGUAGAAUUGCCCCACGACGACCCUUUUGCUGUCGCCGUCGAGCCCGAGGCACUGGCAGUCAGAAUCAAGACCAAGGCGGCCGGCGCGGAAGCCAAUGCGGCGGGCGUAGGAGCAGUGAGCAGCAAGACGGACUGA